GACCUUCGUGUGCGUGGAACUCCCACUCAGGAGGGCACGACCCACUUUUCCAGCCUGACGCCGCCGCAGCCCGCUAAUACUAGUCAGUACUUUGUCAGUUCUUUCCAGCGAGCAGAAGGACUAAAACUCUUUUUUUUCCUGAUGUUUGCUGCCAAGUCGCAUCUUCGUGACCACUCAUGGAUGUUGAAAACUUUCCGCAUUCUCGGGUGUCAACCAAGAGCAAAGCCCCCAGCCCGCCGGCACUGAAGAGUCUGGAUUCCUCAGGUUUCUCCCAGUGGUAUCCAGGAAACCUGGCAUUCACCAUGGACCACAAGGAGAAUCUCAUCGAUAAGGACCUUUCUCUCGUUGUGGUUUUGCCGGACGGGGUGGAAAAGAUGACCACGGUUCACGGCAGCAAGCCCCUGAUGGAUCUGCUGGUGACGCUGUGUGCCAGGUACCACCUCAACCCGUCCAGUUACACCUUAGAACUGCUGCCAGCCGGCCGGCACGACUCCAAGCUGAAGCCCAGCGCUCUCAUCGGAACCUUGGAGGCAGAGAAGGUGGUCCUCAAAGCCAGAGGAGACGACAAGAACAAGAAAGUCGGUCCUCACGUGCCAGAGGCCACGGUCCGCAUGGUGAUCAACUACAAGAAGAGCCAGAAAACUAUCCUCCGGGUCAGUCCUCAGGUUCCCCUGACUCAACUCCUGCCAGCCAUCUGUGAGAAGUGUGAGUUUGCAGUGGAGAGCACACUUCUGUUCAGAGACCUGCACUCACCGGCCCCUCUGGACCUGUCCUGGUCCCUCAACCAUUACGCCAUCAGGGAGCUUUAUGCACGAGGCUGUGGAGGAAACAUUUCUCCUCCUGCAUGUCUGGACUCCGCCCCCCCGGCAGGUAGUGGACAUGUUGUGGACUCCGCCCCCCCGGCAUGUAGUGGACAUGUUGUGGACUCCGCCCCCCCGGCAGCAGUGACGCCUGGCAAAAACAAGACUCAGAAAGAGAAGGAGAACAAAGGCCUCUUCAGCAAGUUCCGGAAGAGCAAGAAAACGUCGGCGCAGGCCAGUUCUCCAGCCAGUGCUCCGGCUUCUCCGGUGCUGGUGAUCAAGCCUCGACCUCUCAGCAUGGCCUUGCCCAGGUCCAGCUCGCCGCCGCUCACGUCCCCGACGUCGCCGAGCGGCGAGGCGCCCAAGAAGAGACGAGCGCCUCAGCCGCCCAUCCUGGUGUCUCAGAACUGCCACACCCACCCCGGCACCCGCCAGAGGUUCUACUCCGUACCCAACACCCCGCUGGACUGCCAUCAGGGGUCUGGUCCAAGUCCCGGCUCCUCAGCCGAGUCGUCACUGAAGAGACCCAAACGCAAGGCGCCCCUGCCGCCCACACCCCCGGGGGUGACUGUCCCGGAUACAGUUUUUGCUGAGGAAAAUACACAAGAGUCUGACGGCCAUCUGGUGGUUUUUGCAGACCUCCCAGCAGCUGAAACACUGGAGGAGAUCAUGGAGGAGACGUCGGCAGCUGCAAGCCAGGUCCUCGGAGAAGACCCGAGUCUCCCAGACCUUGGGGACGAUCAAUGUGGUGAUCUGUCCUCAGAUGGCAAAGCGCCACAGAUCCCAGGUGACACCUUGGAUGUGAAGACACUGGAUGGCACGUCUCACCUGACAGAACGUCAGUCCACACCUGAACAGCCCGGAGACGAGGACCGCGUCCAUGGAACCGACGGCCCCCAGCCGUCACCGCAGGGUGCAGGGACAUCUCAGGCAUCUGUUGGGGAAACCUCCACGAAGGAGACGUUCGACCCCGAGCACCUGGGCAUAAAGGACGCAUCACGCCCCAGUGGCGAGGACGCGCAAGUGCAGACAGACCAAGCUAUCUCUUCUGCCAACCAGACGGCGAAUGCCACCACUGCCACCGACCUCACCUGUAGCCAAGCCUCAGAGGUUUCCUCGUGCCAAGACUCAACGCCAAAAUCCCACAGCCGCGUAGACUUUGAGCCCAAGCCUUCCAAUGAGUUGACCAGGGACUACGUUCCCAAGGUGGGGAUGACCACGUACACGGUGGUGCCUCCCAAGUCCAAUGAGAAGCUGAGAUACUUUGAAGUCGCGCUGACACUGGAGUUGCCCCCUGCUGUUCAGUCCGACGGGGAGGGGCCACAAGCCAACGUAGACACUGUCGAUAGAUGCCUAGCUCAAUCCACUUCCGCCUCACCACCCAGCAGAUUGUGCUCACCUCAAGAAGGUCCACCAGGAGAGGUCCGGGCCACCAAAGUUCCACCCGCAACUAAACCCAAGCCGGGUUCUUUCCGCUUGUCCAAGCACAAAAAGACAGCUGGGUAUUACGUUACAUCAGCCGCAGAGAAGAUCGGUCCUGCUUCUGUGGACCAGGUGGACUCACCACCACACGAGGGCGCCACAGCGGCGACUGAUGCUCCCAGCCAGGUGCGGGAGACGAGGCAGAGCAAAGAGCAAAGGUUAAGCUUGGAGAAACUGAGGAGCUUUGCUACUCCCAGGCCUUUUUCCCCCAGCACGCCGUCCCGGUUCGCCCAGGCCGUGUCGUUUGCCGUGAGGCGUAGCCACUCCUUGCCACACAGACCCGAGUCACCCGGCUCUCCGCUGAGGCCGAGUCCUCCUGCUGCCGGUCCGUGUUCCGUCGUUGAGAAGGCUGCAGUGUUGGAUUUGAAGGGUCAGGUGCCAGGGGUCCAGGGUCAGGUGCCAGAGGUCCAGGGUCAGGUGCCAGAGGUCCAGGGUCAGGUGCCAGAGGUCCAGGGUCAGGUGCCAGGGGUCCAGGGUCAAACCACAUCCUCAGACGGCAGCCAAGAGCCACCAAUAGAAGCACCUGACGACAGCAAAUGAUCUUCUGAGAACAUCUGGACUUCUUUGCUCCCAGACCCCUUCAUAGUCCUGACCCUACAAGGACUUCUCUGCUCCCAGACACCUUCAUAGACCUGACCCUUAAUGGACUUCUCUGCCCCCAGA
Molecule: messenger RNA, 2945 nt
Organism: Nerophis lumbriciformis (worm pipefish)
Lineage: Eukaryota; Metazoa; Chordata; Actinopteri; Syngnathiformes; Syngnathidae
Product: cordon-bleu protein-like 1
Biological process (GO): signal transduction
Molecular function (GO): actin monomer binding
Source: RefSeq, a predicted model, not a curated record